Messenger RNA from Anguilla anguilla (European eel), 1765 nucleotides. RefSeq names its product chondroadherin-like protein. NCBI's taxonomy places the organism in Eukaryota, Metazoa, Chordata, Actinopteri, Anguilliformes, Anguillidae. The transcript has a single exon. Bases 410 to 1594 code for a protein of 394 amino acids. The record is from RefSeq and is a predicted model, not a curated record. Gene Ontology annotation, molecular function: protein binding. Gene Ontology annotation, cellular component: extracellular matrix.
ACAUACUUAUGUUGCUUGUGAUUCUAUGACCAAUGUGAUUUUACUGGUGUAAUUAGGGUGACCAGAUGUCCCGACAAAUAUUGAGACAGUCCUGAUUCACAGCACAAGCAUUGCUCCUUUUUCCCAAAAAUAAUCAGGAUGCAGCUUUUCUCCAAGUGAUUAGACAGAUGGUAAGUUUUGGUGGCUAAAACGCACUGUAUAUCUGAAUAUAUUUGUAUUACAACAGAAAUACUUGUUCGGUGUGAUAUAUCUGACACAUUAUUUUUCUUUCUCAUAGCCAGAUUUCUGUCUUUAUGCAGCACGCAUUUAUAUUCCACUAAUACCUCUGCCCACCAUUGAAGAAUCUGAACUGUUUCAACAUGUUUUAUAAUUUUCAGGCUUGAUAAAAUGCAUUCACUUAAUGUAAAUAAUGCUGUACUUACGUGCAGCACAUAUUUUCCCUGCAAUAAUUGUUUCUAUGUUUCUUUCUUGUUCUCUUGUUGUAAUGUCUUGUUCUCUUGUUGUCAAUGUCUUUUUGAAAGAGGAAAUUAUGCUGUACUGUAGGACCCUGCUUCUGCUGGCGGUGGCACAUUCCAAGUCUCUCCAGACCGGCGGCAGCGUCUGUGAGAAAGGCUGUGACUGCCAGGGUGAGUUCAGAUUCACCAACUGCUCCGACAUGCUCUUCGCCCGCGUCCCCGGCGACAUCCCCCCUCUCACCGAGCACCUGGACCUGUCCCGGAACCGGCUCUCCCUCCUGCCCGCCGGGGCCUUCCGGGGCCUGCGGCGGCUGAGGGUGCUGCUCCUGAGCGACAACAACAUCAGCCGCGUGGCGGGCGGGGCCUUCGCCUCGCUGGAGGGCCUCCAGAGGCUGGACCUGAGCCGGAACCGCCUCUCCGCCCUGGGGGAGGGCUUCUCCCUGGGCCUGGGCUCCCUGAAGGAGCUGCAGCUGGGGGAGAACCGGCUCACCCGCCUGGACGGCCCCCUGCGCCUGGACGGCCUGCAGAGGCUCGACCUGAGCGCCAACGCCAUCGGCUCCGUCGGGCCCCGGGCCUUCGGCCUCAUGACCUCGCUGCGCCGGCUCUACCUGCGGGACAACCGGCUGGGCUUCCUGGGCGACGGCGUCUUCUCCAUGCUCCGGUCCCUGGAGGUGCUCCACCUGGAGGGCAACCGCAUCGACGGCACCGAGGCCGGGGUCUUCGCCCCCCUCACCGGCCUCGCCCUGCUGGACCUGACGCGCAACCGCCUGACCGCCGUGCGCUUCAAGGCCUUCCUGGGCAUCCGCAGCCACAGCACGCGCGUCCUGCUGGCGGGCAACCCCUGGUCCUGCGACUGCGACCUGCAGAGGGUGUUCGGGAAGCUGCGCGGCGUGCGGCGGCUCUCCCUGGACGACUACGGCGACCUGAGCUGCGCCGAGCCGCCCGAGCUGCGGGGCUACCGGCUCGCCGCGGUGGACGCCGAGCUGUGCGUCGCCGAGACCGUCACCGUGCUCGUCAUCACCGUCACCGUGCUCAUCACCGUGGCGGCCGCCGUCUUCAUGGCCGAGAAAACCAGGAAGAGGCAAAUGGGCGAACGCCCGUCCGAGGACAGCAGCGUGGUCUACCAGUACCAGACCUAGGGGCCACUCUGCAGCAGCGUGGUCUACCAGUACCAGACCUAAGGGCCACUCUGCAGCAGCGUGGUCUACCAGUAUCAGACCUAGGGGCCACUCUGCAGCAGCGUGGUCUACCAGUAUCAGACCUAGGGGCCACUCUGCAGCAGCGUGGUCUACCAGUACCAGACCUAGGGG